GUAUAAUUGUGUUGUGUUGGCUGUGCUGUGCUUGGUGCUGUGUGUCAUGUGUAGCCUGAAAUCUGUGAAGUGUUAGUUAGCUGAUAAAUAUUGCUACGCAGAAUGCCAAGAGUUAAGCCAAAACAUGGAAAGCGAUUAUAUGGAAAUAUGCCAUAUUCUCUUGAUUCAACCCUUAUACAGAGAGUCCGGCAGUACCUCCACGAGCUGGGCGACGCCAAGUACGUGGAGCUGGACGAGCUCACCGAUUACCUGCAAGUCACCCACCGCGAGUACAAGCACAAGAAGAAGCUGCCAUUCCGCAUACUCGUGCAGAGAGCGUACGAGUAUGUUGCCACGGAAAUGAAAGACCAGUUCGCCACAAGUAGUUCCGAAGAGGAAUCUUUGGAUGAAGAAGUAAAAGAACAGCUGGAGGAGAACUCCAUCAACAACUCGUUGACGGAGCUGUACGGCCGCCUGCCGACGGUGACCCGCUGCGGCGACCCGGUCAGCGGCGGCGCCGCACUGACCGGGUCAGCGCCCUCAGUGAACGGCGCCAGCACGCCGGCCGUCACCGUGGUCAUCGACAGGACUGGAGACGGAGGCGGGUCCGAGCCGCCCGCCGCCGCCGCCGCCGCACCGGCGGCGGCGGACGGCGGAGACACCAGCCCACCGGCGGACGGCGGAAAACAGACCAAGACGCCGCGGCUGGGCAAAAGGAAAAAGGCCAUGGAGGAGGAGAAGGACUUCUUCAAGAAGAAGAAGUCCUUCCAGCUGGACAAAUCCACGACCACGUUUGACGACAUCGGCGGCAACGACAGGGCGCUCACAUCUCUGUGUGACCUGCUGGAGGACUUUCUGGACCCGACGCUCUGCAGCGACGCGACGGCGGCCUACUCCCGAGGGGUGCUGCUCCACGGCCCGCCCGGCUGCGGCAAGUCACUGCUGGCCUUCUCCCUGGCCGGGGAGCUGGAGCUGCCGAUCCUGCACGUCGCCUCCACGGAGCUGGUAUCGGGCGUGUCGGGAGACUCGGAGGAGCGCAUCAGGGAGCUGUUUGUGCAGGCGCAGCGCGCCGCGCCCUGCGUCCUCUUCAUAGACGAGAUUGACGCGCUCACCUCCAAACGCCAGAACGCCCACAAAGACAUGGAGAAGCGGAUCGUCUCGCAGCUCAUCAGCUCGUUCGACGCGCUGGCCAAGUCGGGCAGCUCCGUGCUGGUGGUGGGUGCCACCAACCUGCCCGACCAGAUCGACGCAGCGCUGCGGCGCGCCGGCCGAUUCGACCAGGAGGUGGCGCUCGGCAUCCCGGACGCCGCCGGGCGGCUGGGCAUUCUGCAGGUGCUGUGCCGGCACGCCCGGCUAGCCGAGGACGUGGAUCUGCGACAGAUCAGCCGACAGACGCCCGGCUGCGUGGGCGCCGACCUCCGCUCACUCGUCUCGGAGGUCACGCGCAUCGCCAAGAAACGGAUCCGCGGCCAGGCCGGCGCCGGCGCGGCGCUCUCCGCGCCCUCGGAGCCCGGCCAGAGCGUGACCAUGGAGUCGGCGCCGUCCACGCCGGUGGCGGCUGUCGCCAUGGACUCUGCGCCGCCGACGCCCUCGGCGCCCGUCACCAUGGACACAGAGGAGGCGGCGGCGGCGGCGGCGGGAGCGGGCGGCGGCGGCCGCAGCGCGCGCCUGCAGCACCUGCGCGCGCAGCUCCGCACCCACCUGGAGACGUUCCACGAGAAGAUCCGCCACCGGCGCACCGAGCUGGUCGAGCUCACCGGCCAGGACUUCGCCGCCGGCCUCAAAAAGCUGCAGCCCUCCUCGCUGCGCGAGGGCUUCAUCACUGUGCCGAACGUCACCUGGGCCGACGUCGGAGCGCUCAGCGACGUCCGCGAGGAGCUCAACGCCGAGAUCCUGGACCCGGUGCGGGACCCAGACUACUACGAACAGCUGGGACUCACCUCGCCGUCCGGUAUCCUGCUCUGCGGACCGCCCGGCUGCGGCAAAACGCUGCUCGCCAAGGCCGUGGCCAACGAGGCCGGCAUCAACUUCAUCAGCGUCAAGGGCCCCGAGCUCUUCAACAUGUACGUGGGCGAGAGUGAGCGGGCCGUGCGGACCGUGUUCGCGCGCGCCAAAAACUCCGCUCCUUGCGUCAUCUUUUUCGACGAGAUCGACUCCAUCUGCCAGAAGCGGUCGGCCACGGGGGACUCGGGCUCCGGCGGCCGGGUGGUGAACCAGCUGCUGACGGAGAUGGACGGCAUGGAGGCCCGCCAGGGCGUCUACCUGAUGGCCGCCUCCAACCGGCCCGAGAUCGUCGACCCGGCCAUCCUGCGUCCCGGCAGGAUCGACAAGCUGCUCUAUGUGGGCCUGCCCGCGGCCGCCGACCGCGCCGACAUACUGCGCGCCGUCACCAAGUGCGGCACUCGUCCGCGGCUCGCCCCGGAUGCCGACCUGCCCUCACUGGCGGCCGACCCGCGCUGUGAGGGCAUGACGGGCGCCGACCUGAGCAGCCUGGUGCGCCAGGCGGCCAAGGAGACGGCCCGCGAGCGGCUGCUCCAGGUGCACCGGCGACACUUCGAGGCCGCCUUCCAGCGCGUGCGGCCCUCCGUCCGACCCAAGGAGCGGCUCCAGUACGAGGAAACGCGCCGAUUCUGCUCCAACUGGUCGAGCCGAGAGGCGAGCUGAGGGACGCCUCUGCACUCUGCAGCCCCCCGCCCGCCGCCUGCCCCCGCCUUCUGCAUGUCCAUUCUGUGUACGAGAGCUGGUACCGAAUCGUAAUACAUUGGACCCAUCCUGCGACA
This is a messenger RNA of Amphibalanus amphitrite, 2759 nucleotides long. RefSeq names its product nuclear valosin-containing protein-like (gene smid). The record is from RefSeq and is a predicted model, not a curated record. Gene Ontology annotation, molecular function: ATP binding; ATP hydrolysis activity; RNA binding. The transcript is spliced from 19 exons. Gene Ontology annotation, cellular component: nucleus. Bases 103 to 2643 code for a protein of 846 amino acids. Lineage: Eukaryota; Metazoa; Arthropoda; Thecostraca; Balanomorpha; Balanidae. Gene Ontology annotation, biological process: ribosome biogenesis.